Messenger RNA from Umbelopsis ramanniana AG, 1057 nucleotides. RefSeq lists its product as uncharacterized. The record is from RefSeq and is a predicted model, not a curated record. Bases 262 to 981 code for a protein of 239 amino acids. Lineage: Eukaryota; Fungi; Mucoromycota; Umbelopsidomycetes; Umbelopsidales; Umbelopsidaceae. The transcript is spliced from 4 exons. Gene Ontology annotation, molecular function: ATP binding; ATP hydrolysis activity.
CAAGGUGAAGUCUCCAGAAGGACUUCGUGCAAAAUAGAAUAAGCUAUGUUUCGAAUACCCACAGGUUUUGAGAGUAAGCUUUUGCACACUUGAUAACACUGUCAGCACUGCUCUGUCGGCUGUUUGGGCCCCCGACGCUGCUGCUUGCCCAGUUGGCAGAGAGAUGUGAUGCUACACGUCACACCAGAAAAAUCAAAAAGUAUAUAAAAAAAAAUCUCGUCUCCGCUUUUCAAGCCGAUAGCUGAUUUAGAGAAGAAGGUCAUGUCAGCAUUCUUUGAAGCUACUAACAUCACGAAGGCUCGCCCAGAUGGAUCCAUUCUCUUCAGAAAUGUUUGCAUUAGUUUGGAAAGAGGUGACGUCCUCACUCUCCGAGGACCCAGCGGUGUAGGGAAGACCACCUUGCUAAAAUGUUUGGCUGAGCUCAUUCCACAUGAAUCAGGAAUAUCUAUGUUGGACGGAAAGAAGGUAUCAGACAUGGGAGUCCCAGUUUGGCGAUCAAAAGUGAUGUAUGUUCCUCAAAGGCCAUCAGCUCAUGCGGGAACUCCGCUUGAUCUUUUCAACCAUGCAUCAAAGUAUGCUAGUCAAUCAAAGAAAGGCAAACUAGGAGAUCCAAUUGACUUUGGAAUUGAGUGGGGUUUGAGCGAGUCUCAUUUCCAUGAGAACUGGAGCUCAUUAUCUGGAGGAGAAAUGCAACGAGCUGCCUUGGCCGUUGCCCUUGCUCUCAAUCCGGAUGUUUUACUCUUAGAUGAACCUACUUCUGCUUUGGAUCCCGAAUCUACAUUAUUGGUAGAAAAAACUCUCAAAUUAUACACUUGUGUUUGGAUUACUCAUAGCCCGGAACAAUCGGAAAGAGUUUCAACCAAGACAUUGACUCUAGGGCGAGGGCGAAAGGGAUCUUCCGCUGUUGUGGAAACCGUCGUGAAUGGGCAUCCAGACGAGGAGGUAGCAUUAAAUAUGGGAUCAAAUCCUGUCUCAGCUUAGUUAUUAUAAUUGGCCAUUCUUCCCUCUUAUUUAUUUCGCAGAUAGCAAGCUAUCCCCCAAUUUACAUUUGUAACAU